Messenger RNA from Heterobasidion irregulare TC 32-1, 972 nucleotides. RefSeq lists its product as uncharacterized. Bases 1 to 972 code for a protein of 323 amino acids. The record is from RefSeq and is a predicted model, not a curated record. NCBI's taxonomy places the organism in Eukaryota, Fungi, Basidiomycota, Agaricomycetes, Russulales, Bondarzewiaceae. The transcript is spliced from 2 exons.
AUGCACAUGAUUGAGUGUGCCAAACAAGUGCCAGAACAGCGCGAGAGACGUAUUGAAAAUGUAAGAUGGAGGCCCUCGCAGGUUCUCGUGAAGCCGUGGUGUAGUGCAGGUGUGCUCGUGGAUCUCCUUCGAGCGUUAAGUGGGGCUAUGCCGAUCGACGGCGCUCUCUGGGCUUCUUCGCUCGAUGAUAUCUAUUGGGCUGCAUCUCUCCAAGAACAGACUCCCAGAAAACGGCCGCAAUCGACGACGAACCAACCCCUCACAAGAGUCAAGACCCGAGCCCACCCAGCUCCCUCAAGCUCCAAAAGCAGGGAGAGCCUGAUCUCCCGACACCCGCACGCGGUGUGGAAGAUCGCCCAGCGCGGAGCCGACGAGCACUCUGCCGCUUCCCAGGCUCCCCGCUCCAGCCCGCUCCCCGCUUCUCUAGGGCUUCCCGACCCUCUCCCCUCCUUCUCUUCCCUCUGCUACUGUACCAGUACUAUACCCCGCCCCAGCCUUCCCCAGCCUUCUCCCUAUUCGGAUCACACACGCUCGGACCUACGGACUCUCGCUCGGCAGACGGACAAUCUCGCUCUCGUCACGCGUCGCGGGUGGAUCACAGCCAGUCCCUGGUGCCUGUCCAGCCUGUCCCGUCCGUCCCCUACAGCAGCUUGCACUCAGAGAGCCAGAGUGAGCCUCGCGAGGCUCCCAGAUGUUCCCAGACGUUCCCAGACGCUCCCAGACGCUCCCAGGCACUCCCACGCCCCAGCCCCAGCCCCAUCCGCAUCCUCCGCCCUCGGCCGACCGCGCCGCGAUGAGGAGCAACCGUGGCGCACCGUGGCGCCGCGCCGCGCCCAAUGGCUCGCGCAUUUCUGCAAUGAGAAAGCACGCAGCAAGACCACAGCAAGCAAGCAGACGAGCACCCCGACGUGGCCAUCCGACUACUAUUCGACUACUAUUCGCCGCAAGUGGCGUAGCCGCCCGAUCGAAUGA